Messenger RNA from Exophiala spinifera, 3171 nucleotides. RefSeq lists its product as uncharacterized. Gene Ontology annotation, biological process: regulation of DNA-templated transcription. Bases 1 to 3171 code for a protein of 1056 amino acids. Gene Ontology annotation, molecular function: DNA-binding transcription factor activity, RNA polymerase II-specific; zinc ion binding. NCBI's taxonomy places the organism in Eukaryota, Fungi, Ascomycota, Eurotiomycetes, Chaetothyriales, Herpotrichiellaceae. The transcript has a single exon. The record is from RefSeq and is a predicted model, not a curated record.
AUGGCAGCCAUCGCUCCUAGCCAGAGUCUACCCUCUGACAACAGCAAUGCCGGAUAUUCCAAAACUACUCGGCGCCAGUAUCAGAGCUGUGACCAGUGUCGCAAGAGUCGACGAGCCUGCGAUGCUGGCAGCUUGCGUGUCGUCAACUUUCCUUUCACCGACGAGGACGCAAUAGGUCUCCCCAGGCCAAGUUGCGAAGCCUGUUCCAACUGUGCCAGAACUGGCAAGAAGUGCACCUUCGAAUGGCUUCGCUCGCUUCCUCGACAAGGUCUUCCGAAAGGGAUCAAGAGGAAACUUGAUUCCAAUGUUGUGGCUCCGGUGCCCACGGCCUCCGAACGAGAAACGGGCCGGGAAGCCACGCGUGAGCAGUCUUACAGUUCGUCUUCGCUCCCAGUUCCGGAUGCCUUUCUUCCGUCUGGGCCUAUUGCACUAGAAGAGAGACAUACUUCCAGCCACCAUCACCACAGCAAUGGAUAUGCAUCAGCCCCAUCCACUCUUCUUCCACAUCUACCUUCAUCAGAUUUCAGGCAAGGGUCUCCAGAAUCGAAGCACGCUGAUGCCUUGCCUGAACACCAUCCCACUGCCUCUCGCGCGGUGGGCAGCAGCAGCAGACGAGACUUUCCCUGUCGACAAAACACGAGCAGCGAUUUUCACCCACCUGCCUUGCCCGGUUCCGACUCUAGCACGUCCUCGGCAAGCUAUGAGGCAUUGUCUUCAAGGAAAGGAACUGCUCUUUCCCACACGUCUGACAGCGGGACCUCUGCUAGCUCAGACUCUGGGCCGGGAAAUGGACGGGCAAAAUCUCAGAAGCGCGAUCAACAUACUGGUGCCGCCUAUGGUGCCAAUCGAUCCGACGAAAGCUCACUGGGCAACUCCGCGCGACGAGGCUCCUCCACUUCAACCAGCCUAUCUGGCAAGAAGCGACAGAGCUCAAGUCCUCUGAUGAACCGCGGACAGAUACGGUUCGCGGACGGUGCGUUGAAGGCAAUGAUAGCAAGUGGCCUCUUGCGCAUCUAUCACGACAGUUUCGAGAACUCGCUGUCCUGCUGGGUGACUGAAAAGAACUGUCCGUACGAGACUGAACUCGCAGAACUGAUUGCCCAAGCGGGUCCAAGUACAACCGCAGAGGAAGCGGCACUCCGCCUUGGGGACAAUCGGAUCUUUUCGCGUGUUUCACGGCUCGACUCGGCGUUUACUCACCUCAGAGGACGACAGCUGAGCGCGAGGGACAACAAAGCGGCGACAGAUGCUCUCAACUCAGCCAUCAUGGCAUUCGCAAGCCAGUGGUCUCAUAGCUCCCACAACACCUUCUGGCGUAGCAAAGAAGGUCUUUCUAGGAUGAGAGCCUGGCAGAAUAACAACAACAACGCCUUCCUUCCACCCGGUACCCAGCCGAAUGAAUCUACCGAAUCGACGGAUUUCGAGCGCAUGAUCCAGAAAACACUGUGGCAUGAGGCUCGCAAAGCGAUCCAGGAGACAACUGAAAUCGAUUCAUUCAAAGUGAUUUUAGCGUACAUGCUUUUCGCCCUCACCCAACGACCGCCCGACGAAAACCAAAAACCAAAGCCAGAGUCGACCGGAGAUGCGGCAUCAUCGGACAACGGCAACACUAACACGAAUCCACUGGAAUCGGUUUGUCGAGAAUAUCCAGGCAGCGGCUGCCCUCCCAUCUCUACCGGCCCAGCUGGAGCCGAAACCGAAUGGGAUCCCUUCCAGACCGCUGAGCUCGAAGGGCUCGCUUCGCCCCCCGUGUAUCUCGAAACGGCGGUGCGCAAUUUGUUCUCCUGGCGUCGCAAGGUCGAACGGUAUCGGCGCAAGAGCUCAGCAUGUCAGCACGAUGGCAAACCCAUACCCAAGCUGGACCUCAAGGACCAACAAACAUUCAACAUCCUCUUCUGGCUAGGCGUGAUGUGCGACACGACCUCUUCAGCCAUCACGCGCCGUCCCCUCGUCAUCCCGGACGAAGACUGCGCCAUGAUCCGCGAGAAGCUCGACAAAUUGUCGCUGAGCGGAAGCCAAGCGGACGAACCAUCCUGCACCACCACGUCGUUCUCUUCUUCUUCUUCUCCUUCUUGUCGUUACGACGACGGCACUUAUGACUCCUCCGCCACGGCACCCCUGUGGGAUACGUACCUCCUAACGUUCACGCCGGCACGUACACACACGAACCCGUUCAGCCUCCCGUCGCCGGCGCGAUGGCCGUGCAGCUUCGAACAAGCGGCGCAGAUCCUGCAAGAAGCCAUCCCGGUCAAGGUCCUCAUGUUCCGGCGGGUGGCGCACCUGCAGACGCUCGCGGCGCGGCGGGCGUCGCCGUCGUCGCUCGAGUCGACCAUCACGGCGGCACUCGACGUGUACUCGCACUGGAACCGCACGUACCUCCCGUUCAUGGCCGACUGCGUGUCGUCGCACAACGACCUCCCGCCGCACGUGCAGUCCUGGUACGUCAUCCUCGACGGCCACUGGCACUACGGGUGCCUGCUGCUCGCCGACACCAUCUCCCAGGUCGACGCCGAGCAGCGCACCAUGCAGGUCCAGCGCGACCUGCGCCGCAAGUACGGCCUCCUCGCCGAGCUGCGCCGGGACAACGCCCGCGCCGUCGCCCGCAUCGCCGAGGCCAGCCUGUCCGAGCACGCCCCCGUGUUCCGCAACAACCCCGACUUCCACUUUGCCUGCAACGGCAGCGCCAUCCUCACCGAGCCCUGGACCGACGUGCUGGUGCGCGCCAUGGGAAGCGCCUGUCGCAUCUUCAUCAACUGGAUCAACGUCCACCAGAACCACCACAACCACCACCACAACGAUCACGACCCCACGCACCGCUGGGUCAGGGAAAACACCAACCUCGCCAACCUCUACAUCCAGGCCGAGUACUGUAUCCAGGGCAUGGCGCUACUGGGCCGCAAGAGCGACGCCGCGAAUUACACUGCCGGGGUGUUUUGGAAGAAGCUCAAGGAAGUGUAUUAUUCUGGAAGUGGUGGUGGCGGCGGCGGCGGCGACGUCGACAAUGCUAAUUUCAACAUCAAUACCAAUGCUACCUACACGACCAACACCUCCAUCCUGACCACCACGACCACCACGACCACCACAAACGCCUACACCUACACCAACAUGUCGUCGUACUCAAAUCCUUUGGGUGAAUUCGACAAUGUGAGCAUGAAGAAGGAAAUGACUUGA